AUGUCCGACGUCAGCAACACAAAGCCAAAUGGUUUUCAUGGCGACGAUGGCCUCGACCGUGUGCGGACGGCCGGUGCCAUCUCCAUCACCCCUGAGAUGUUCGAGCAGCUCUACCUCGGCCCCAAGAACCAGGUGUCAGGCAAGCUGCGAGCCACCUUUGGCAACCCAGCCCCGAUUGGUCUCGCUGGCUUUAUCCUCUCCACGACACCUCUAUCCAUGGUCUUGCUUGGUUGGCAGGGUGCCGGUGGGAUCUCAGGAGUAGCCAACGUCGCCUCGUACAUUUUCCUGGGUGGUCUUCUUAUGGUUCUGGGUGGCGUUGGAGAAUGGAUUCUUGGAAACACCUUUCCCGCCCUUGUCUUCCUCGUCUUUGGCGGAUACUGGCUCUCUCUCGGCGGGACACUCAUACCUGGAUACGGAGCCUACGCAACCUACUCUACCACGGGCAACCCAGCAGAAGGACUUGAGGAGCCGGAGUUCUUUGCCACCUUUGCGUUCUUCCUGGUGGCCAUGGCCAUGGUAUGCUUCGUCCUCGCCGUCGCUGGUCUGAGGACGAAUGUGGUUCUUCUGGGCAUCUUGACGUUGUUGGUGCCGACAUUCGCCACCCUGGCAGCUUCCUUCUUCGCCGCCUCCAAGGGCAAGCUGGGCUUGUCGCUCACGCUCCAGCAUGCCGGGGGUGGCGUGCUUUUCGCGGUGUCCAUGCUCGGCUGGUACAUAUUCUUUGCGCAGGUGCUGCUGUCGGUCGAGUUCCCCUUUGCUCUGCCGCUUGGAGAUCUCUCCACCCUGGUGUCUGGUCGAAGCAUCCGGACGCAUGGAAAGAGUGAGGUCUAG
Molecule: messenger RNA, 828 nt
Organism: Emericellopsis atlantica
Lineage: Eukaryota; Fungi; Ascomycota; Sordariomycetes; Hypocreales; Bionectriaceae
Product: GPR1/FUN34/yaaH family-domain-containing protein
Exons: 5
Coding region: 1-828 (275 amino acids)
Cellular component (GO): plasma membrane
Molecular function (GO): acetate transmembrane transporter activity
Source: RefSeq, a predicted model, not a curated record